Hymenoscyphus albidus is the source of this 2227-nucleotide messenger RNA. Lineage: Eukaryota; Fungi; Ascomycota; Leotiomycetes; Helotiales; Helotiaceae. The record is from the annotation of a GenBank genome assembly.
CUGAUAUCUGUCUUGUAACGUCAAUUAGUCAAGGUCAAUCAAUUCACCCUGCCGACACUUAAGCGACGUUGGCAGCCGGAUGCUUCCGUACAGGGGUGGCUAAGCCACAAUACAGUUACGGCUACACCAAUCAAUUAAUAUACGCCGUAUGGUUGCAUGUACGCAAGUCAGCAUAAUAAGCCUUGUCCGUCCACUCACAGACCUUCUACAAACCCAGGUUGGGGAAAGUUAUUUAAUCGAUUCCCAGGUUAAUCUGCAGUCCGUCGUAUCACACACCAUUUUGAACGCUGUCCGCUACAACUUGCAUGCCUGUACUUUCACUGCAAAAACCUUGCGAAUAUGAACAACUUUCUGCCUUGGCUACUCUACAGCACAAGACUCUUUAUGUUGAAUGCAGAUUCCUCGAAAUUAGAAAUCGCGCCCCGCAGCAUCACGAUGGCUCCAACUAUUGAGUCUUUUCUCGCCAGCGUAGGCGUUUCGGGGACUGAGGCUCACGAUUUGAUCGAAACUUACGAAAAGACAACGUCGAGUCCACUUUUUCUUGUAAAUCAGGUCGCACAACUGGUUCUUGGAAAAGACAAAACAGAUACUACUCCAGUAAACAAGACAGUGGCCAGUGAAAACUGGUGAGUAAUUCUUAAAAUGUGUUGGAGCUAUUGAGAAAGUAAUUGUAAUAUCACAAGGUCUCAAGCAGUUAUUUCAGAACCAUAUUGUAUUCUCCAGCCAACGAAUACUAUCGAUGUGUCAAAUGCACUUAAAAUCAUCAACUUCUUCCAAGUCAAAUUUGCUAUUCGAAGUGGAGGACACUCUCCAAACCCUGGCUUCUCUUGUAUUGGCAAAGGGGGCAUCUUGUUAGAUCUUCAAAGACUUAACCAGGUGACUUUGAGUGACGAUAAAACUUUCGCAACUCUCGGACCUGGUGGUCGUUGGGGCACAGCUAUAGCAACAUUAGAUGCGCAAGGAGCUACCAUAAUUGGAGGACGCAUUCCUGAUGUUGGUGUUGGCGGUCUUAUCCUUGGAGGUAUGUGAUUAGUUCAUUAUUCAUCAACCGUGACAAUAAGCCUUCUUCUGACACAACUUAUGAAGGCGGUUUAUUCCAUUACUCGGGCGAAUAUGGUCUUGCUGCAGAUAAUGCCAAGAACUUUGAGGUAUGGACAAUCUCGUCUCGCCUGACUUUAUUACGUAACUGAUCGUCAAUUCAGAUCGUGUUGGCAGACGGUACUGUCACCAACGCCAAUUCAUCAGAAAACAGCGACCUUUUCUGGGCCUUGAAAGGUGGAGGUCCCAACUUUGGCAUCGUGACGCGCUUUGACCUAUUUACUAUCCCAGUUGGACAGAUCUGGUUCCAAGUCUCAUUAUAUUCAGUCGAUCAAGUCGAUGAUGUUAUUGAUGCCUUUGUGAAGUGGCAGAAUAACGGAGCAUCAGACCUCAGAUCUACUGUUGGCUUUGCCAUAGGAUUGCAAAGUAUCACAGUCGGUCUGAUCUACUCAGCUCCAGUGGAAAGUCCACCAGCCUUUACUCCAUUCUAUGACUUGAAACCCUUGUUUGUCGCUGUGCCCGGAACUAUAGGUACCACCGGGACUCUGACUGCCAUCGUUGGCCAAACUCUUUCGAAUACUGCUGAGAGGUGAGCAUUGUGGUCAACGUUUCAGGAAUGAAUAUAAUUUCUGACAAGUACGCAGACAUGACUACAGAGCAGCGAGCUCGCUGGUUGAUGCUCAGCUGUACAAAGAUGUCCAUUCCUUUUGGAGAGAGAGGGCACUAGCCGCACAGAACACCACAGGUGCAAACCAAACCUUCACCAUCCAACCCAUUCCCCGAAACCUUGCGGAGCAGGGCCUCGCUAAAGGUGGGAAUCCCAUGGGAAUUCCUACGGAGAACCACCAAUGUGAGUUUCGUCCCGUAGGUUGCAUAUUCGUAAACUAACGAUUUUUCAAGGGUGGACGACCUUGAUCGAUUGGAAAGAUGCAAGCGACGAUACUGUCGUGCGACAGGUUUCUAUCGAUACGGCUAACGAAUGGGAGAGGCUUGCUAAGGCGCGUGGGUUGUGGCUUCCACAUUUAUUCAUGAAUGAUGCUUCGAGAGACCAGAAUCCUGUCGCUUCAUAUGGUACUGAUAACAUCCAGAAGCUUAAAAAUAUAGCUCUGAAAUAUGAUCCGAGCCAGCUCUUUCAGAAGCUACAGAAUAGUGGAUUUCUGUUAUCUCAGGUCUAGAAGCAAUUUUCAUG